AUGCGCGUGAGGCUCUGGACGGAGGUACUGGUGUCAGGAACACCCUGCGAGACACUCGUAACAGUACACAAGUCUCGGCUCCGUAGGCAGACGUUCAGUACGUCUCAUCCUACCUGCUGUGUACGUCGGCGUCGUGUUCAGAGCGUCAUUACGCGUCGAGUUAUAUGUACUAGUAGCAGCUACCUGUUGAAUCGGCAAGGUGGCACACUCUCGUUGUGAAAUCACCCCGGUCCCAAUGUAAAAAAUUAAACAAAAAAGAGGAAAAUUUUCUGUUUUUGUGAUAACGCAAUCUCUUGUUUCAUAUCUGUGUUAAAAAUUCUACAUACAAGUAUUCAUAAAACAUUGGCAUAAAACGUAUAGAGUAGUAACGUGAUGAGACAAUGCAUUAAAUUAUUAAAUAGAUUUAGUCUUCGAAGUGACUGAAAUUAAUAGGAGUAUGUGAACAUAACAAAAGGAACUAUGUAGUGAUUUAGCAUAGAAUUAUUAUUAUUAUUAUUAAGACUGAAUAUUAGUAUCCAUAACACAUUUCAAGAAGAAGCUAAGUUACACGACCCACACACAUUAAAAAGUGUGUAAAAAGUUUAAAAGCAUAAACACUACGCACUUGUUCAACUGUUUCUUCCGGCUGAAGACUUGUCCUUUACAAAUUUUAAACGUCACUGUAUGCUAAGCCGAUCGAAGUUACAUUUUCUCAAGAAGACUGAAAUUUCGAUACCGUAUACCUGUCACGAAGCAGAAUCAUUGAGCCAGAAGCGAUGAUGCUGUGCUGAAUACAGUGUGUUCCUGAAGUGAAUGAAAUACUGGAGGCCAAUGCGGUAACAAAUAAUUUUUGAAGAAGACAAUGAAGUGUGUGCCCGAACUCUUUAAUUGCUUGAGAUAUUGUGAUAUUCUUCAGAGAAUAUUAAAUUGCUUGAAAAGUGAAUUCUGAGUGUUAAGUGGUAUAUUAAAAUUUACUGGCGCUUCAGGCAAAAUGUGUGAAUUUGGUUUAUACACAAUAAAGGAAUAGAAACAAACUUGAAAUUAAAAGAACGGCGCCUAUUAAAAAUCUAGAAGGAAUAUUAGUGAAAUGGAAGUGUAAAAUGUUUCAUUCAUGAAUAUGUAUAUGAUUCUGCAUUGUAAUUUGGAAGUUUCUAAGAACUUUGCUUCUGAAUACUAUUAAUCUCGGAAAUUCGGUCAGAAAACUUUCAGCCAAAUUUUAUGUGCACAAACCUUACUGAAUACAAAAGCCAAAUGAAACAACAUUUUCUAAACUUCUAUCUAUUUAAAACAGUUUUUACCUUCCAAAUCAAUGAAAGCAAGACACGGUUCCAUUUUUUCAAUAACAUAAAUUUUUUGUUUAUGUGCAAAUUUCAGUGUCGUGUUACUUCAGUUGUUAUAACGUCUAUAAAUUAUCAACUGUGGAUGACAUACGUAUGACAUGUACACAAAUUAUCGUCACAUUUCAAAUUUUAUAAAUCACUUCUAGAGCGUAUUAUCUUCCAAAGACUUUAAUCUGAUGCUACAACUGUGUGUUUCUAUGGCCAUGUAAACCUUUAAAAGAUUUUUAACUCGUGGGUGUUUGAAAUUCCUUGUAAACUAUAAGUGUAGGAUAAAAUUUAUACAUAAUUUUGAACCCUAUCUAAAAGUCAUUCCAAACAGGGUUUCCUUGCCCUCCAAAUUUAAUAAGACAUCUUGUGACAGAAUAUCAUUGCUAAGAAGAAAAUUACAUAAAGUUGUGCUGUGUUACGAUGUACGUUUAUUACAUAUUGUCUUUAUGUAGUGGAAACUAAUAGCUGAAGCAAACAUGAAAGGACAGGUAUUUGAGCAACAGCUUUUGGCCGAACUAUUCAAUUUCGAUUGAUUCUCGUUGUUUCAUACUACCUAUUUAAGAGGAAAAUUUGGUCAUGGAGAAAUUCCAAUAAAGCGAAUAUGAAUGCAACUUCAAGACCACUAUUGAAACAUUCACGCUACAGUUUAGCGCAUUUACUAAGGAUACUUUUCAUUAUGGAUAGAUUAUCUGGGAACUCUGCGUUCAACAACUCACUGGCAGAUUUGAAUGAUUUGGAAGAAGACCUCUUAUCAUCAACGCUGCCUGAAACUCAGUCUCUAUUGGAACAGUUCAACAUCACUGACAUCGAGAAGAUUCUGAACAUGUCGUCAAGGCCUGUCUCUGUCAUGACCCAGUGUUACUGCAGCGGUCCUAUGCGGGAAGUGUUGGUGUCGUAUAAGUCAGUACACGGCUAUUUGAGCCUGAUCGUAUGCAUAUUUGGCACCGUGGCCAACGCACUGAACGUGGCAGUGCUCACAAGAAAGGACAUGGCCAGCGCCCCCAUCAACAGGAUCCUGACUGCUCUUGCCAUUGCGGACAUGCUCGUCAUGCUGGAGUACAUCCCCUAUGCAUGCUACGCAUACCUGGUGCUACCUGGGGAACUCAACAUGCCCUACAAGUGGGCAGUGUUCGUGCUCUUCCACUCUCAUUUCACACAGGUGCUACACACUAUCUCCAUAGGUCUGACGCUCGUGUUGGCUAUCUGGAGGUACAUCGCCAUCAGGUUCCCACAGCGAAGCCACAUCCUGUGUUCCGACAAACGGUGUAACAUGGCGAUUGGGAUCGGCUACACGCUACCCCUGCUGGUCUGCAUCCCCUCAUACUUUAUGUUUAAGAUACAGGCGACAGUAGUGCUGGAGAACGAUCAGUUGAUCGUUUUGUACCACGUGGGAUUGAGUGGGGUCGCCAAGGAGGACGACGAACUGCUGUUUUGUAUAAACUUCUGGAUCUACGGCAUAAUUAUCAAGUUACUGCCGUGUGCGAUUCUUACAGUCAUCAGCUGCUGGCUCAUCAAGGCUCUCUACAAGGCCAACCGCAGGAAACAGGCCCUCAAAGGGCUCAACAACUGCAAUUCUGCAAGCCUGUUGUCUUCCGAGAAACGAAUCGUAUCCAAAUCUGAGAGGCGAACAGACAGGACCACAAAGAUGUUGGUGGCCGUCCUCAUGCUGUUCCUCAUCACAGAGUUCCCACAAGGAAUACUCGGGCUCCUCAGCGUGGCGCUGGGAAGAUGUUUCUUCAGGACAUGUUAUUAUUUGUUCGGUGAAGUAAUGGACAUAUUGGCACUUCUAAACGGUGCCAUAAAUUUUAUCUUGUACUGUUCAAUGAGUCGCCAGUUCCGAACAACUUUUGCGCUGUUGUUUAAGCCUAGAAUGUUGACAAAGUGGUCAACACCUGCUUCACAGACAGAUGUUCAGAGUACGUAUGUCUGAUACAGACCUAACGGUGCAAUCACUUUGCGAAGUUUCCUAACACUUUCGAGUCAGAGAAAGAUUCCUACAGUGUCUCAGGAUUGUGUAUAGUUAAUUAUUUGUCAAUUACUGACUUACACAUCGUGAAUGCAUUAUACAGCAUGUCUCAAAAGUUCUUAGACAUAGGGAAUAAUGAACUGCAUUACAAUAAAACAAAAAUAUAGUAAUUUCUCUUUUCCUUAUCUUCCCAAAUCCAUCGUGUGAAAUAAAACACAGUUUUUACGAAAAUUACUAAAAAAAAUACUGUCACAGCAAACAAUACGUAAAAGAACAGAUCUAUUUCGUGGAUACUAUAGAAUAUUUCUUGUUUUAGUGAGCAUUUAAUAUGCAAACAAAGACAUUCAUACUCAAUCCCUGUUUCAUGGAAGUUACAUGACAUCUUUUAUAAUCAACUCGGUUUCAGAACCUGGAUCUUGAAUACGGUCGAUUCCUCUAUAAAAUAAGUGUUCUCAAUUUAUUAUAUAUUUUAGUAAAUAUUCUGCGUAGAUAAACUUACAAUAUGCCCGAGUCUCUCCUAAAUAUGCGUAUUAGUUUAUGUGUUACCUUGGAUUAUACAUUAAAGACAACUCGGUAGUAUUACUAAUAUUUGUAUAUAAUAUUAUAAUCCCAGGCAAUAUUGGUCCAAUAUUAGUAUCAGUGUUCAGAUAAUAAGAUAUUAGCUCAAUGUAUUAUAUGUAGAAAAACAUAAAUUUUACAUAUUGCAUGUCACAAACGUGUUACGUGUGCAAACUGUCAGCGAUCACAUAUAUUUAUAUAGGCCUGUGAGGUGCAUAAAACAAAAUGCAAAUCUUUCAAAAUGCGAAAACCAAUAGUGUUAUUCACAUGGAAUUACAUUCUUAUUCGCCCAGUUACACCGGUUCAAAGUCCCUGGUUACACGAGAUAAUUUAAUAAACGAUUUUUAUUUUAAUGCUUAAAGUCCGAUUAUGACAAGACUUGUACAAAUUUAUUGUCAGAGAGAGACCUAUCAGUUAUUUAUUUGCCCAGAUUUGUUUCAUUAUCCAUAAUUAAUUUCAUCAUCAAUAUUCAAUAAACCCAGCAGCAAACUUAGAAGUUUUUAUAAAUAUUAAUAUUUCAGGCCCUAUUUCACAGUCAUAUAUAUACAUAGUUUUGUAUAAACUCCACUGUAGUAUACUUCAUUAUCCCAAUGUAUUCUGCACGCCCUGCCCAUCUCAGUCUUCUUGAUGCGAUAGAUAAACUUAACAAGCGCGUUCGGCAGAAGGAAUUAUAAAUGAAGAUGGUUGUCUUCUGGGUUGUUGCACCGUGUAGUCUGGUAGAAGUUUACUGACGUUUCAGAGGUCUUUGUUACCUCCUUCAUCGCCUUCUGCCAGAAUACACGGCGCAACAAGCCAGAAUACAGCCAUCUUAAGACUCACAGCCGUGAAAAUUAUGACCACAGCGGACUAUUCCCUUAUAAUAAAUAGGCAUUAAAUUCACAUGCAGCUAUUCACGGUUAGCUGAUACUGACAGCGUCAGUCACUCUGUCAUGCUAAGGGGUACGGGUAGUUAUCAGCCAUCAACAUCUGCCUGUAAAUGUAACAGCUGCGACAGGUAUCAAUUUUAGCAUUCUCCAGUCCGCAGAUUAAUAGGGCUCCAUUGUACAGGCUACAGCCCGUCCGCCUCUUCAUCUACUUUUUAAGAAGUAUUUUCAGAUUAAACUGAGGUCUCAAACUCAGUCCCCACAGCGUAGUUAAAUACACCAUAAAUAAAUAAAUUCACAGUCAAUUGUGUUUGACUAAUAAACCGAUUGAAUCCGUAUUAUUAUUAUUAUUAUUAUUAUUAUUAUUCUCUUGAAAUGCUUUACUUAGCUGAUAAAAAUUUCAGUCUUUCAUUACUUCUAUAACACCCAUUUUAAUAUUAUCAUCCCAUCUACGCCUAUGAGCACUUCUUAUAUCCCCAUUCGGGCAAUAAAUACAUCUCCCGCCCACUUCACCCGAUCUGAUCAGCACCCCUACUAAUAUUAUGAUAAGAGGGUAGGCCUCAUUUAAUAACGCAACUUUUUCUCGUCUUUUCAAUUCCUCUUUCCUAAACCCGAAUAUUCUCCUCGAAUCUUUCUGUCUAAAACAGAAAAUAUCGAUAUGUUGAAUGCUCUAAUCAAUUUGACUAAUAAUUAAACACAUAAUUUUUGUUAGGAAAAUGUAUAAAAUAUACAUGUGCUGUCGAAAUGCUGGAGUUUAAUUCAACCCUGAAUACUUGCGCGUUACAAGCGGGGGCGAAGCGUUCGUAUUAACAGCGGCGGCCGUGUUAGCCGGGCUAACAGGGUUAACAUGAAGGCUCCGCCUCUGAUUACAAGUUAUAUCAUGCCACGGGCAAAAAGCGAAUAGGAGCUAUUUGUGAUAAACGGCACAGCUCAUGCCAGUAAUUCGACAAUAGACGGAUCAACAGAGCUGACCUUAGGUUAAUCUUACGCAGCGACGUUCCUUCCACGCAACAUCUCAGCAAAUCAGAAAGAAUUUUGGCCUGUACAUAAUUGCACAAUCCUACUAACACUGUAACAGCAAACUUGACUUGGAAAAUUCAGAACCCAGUGAAGUGAUUGAACUAAAUAUAUCAAUUUGUAGCAUUUAUCAGUCAAUAUAUGUGAAGGAGUACAAAUGAGUUUUGAUUUCCUAUUGUGAAUUUUGGGACAGCACCAAACACAUCUCUGCCAUAGGGUAGGAUACUGUUGUACCACCUUUUGUAUUUUUGUUCAUUGACUACUCGAGCAAAACUGUGCACAACCAAUCAGCACCAAAUUCAAAUGCUUGUUACACAGCUUGGACGAAAUAUUAAGGAGUAAAUGCAGUGUGUCUAUCUCAGUACGUCUAACGUGAGCAUAAGAAAACAUCCUUCCUAAUAACUGCACACAAACUAUAGUUAGUAUGAAUGUAUUUUAUUGUAAAUAGACAAAUAUAUUUUUAUUGUGUUGAGGAUAUUAGUCGCCGUAAUGUGUGAAUGUGCAUUUAUAACAGAAAAUAAAACUGUUACGAUGUAACUGCUGUAUUUUAACCACAAUGUUAUUUAUAGCACGAAGACGACACAUCGUAUAUAACUAAUUUCUCUGAAAGUUCAGCAUUUUGAAAGUAAUAGUAAGACUUGGAUGUUUGUAUAUGUUAUUAGACUAAACUACAGGGUAUUCAUUAAUAAUAACGGUGUUCGAUUUUUAUAUAUUGUGAUCAAAUAGUCAAGAAUAUAAAUAAUUAACUCCCCUUCCCUCCGUCCUCUUUUACAACAAUAAAUACGAUGUUAGACUAAGUUUAACAUUUGACAGCCCUAGUAAAUAAUGGUAGAAUUUUGAUUACUAUUAUAUAGACGAGUAAUUUAAUAUCCCGCACAAAUAAAUAAACAUUACAAAUUCAAUUUUAUAAACAUAAGUGCAUGAUGUGAUUCGUUGUACUCUGUGUAUUUUAAAGUUGUGUUAAAGAUAUGUAUUCGUAAGCGUAUUUUAAGAACAGUGUUUAUUUAAACGUUAAAAAAGUACGAGUAAGUUAUGUCGGCCACAUUUCUGUAGAAAACAUUCUUCAUAAUUUGUCUUAUGUUUUCUGCAACGUAAAUGUAUUAAAAAAUCCAUUGACUUAAAACAGGGCUUAAACCGUUACUGUUGUUAAAAUGCAAACUUUGAUAGAUUUAUCAAAUUAUCUCGCUGUUACUGGUGCUUCGAUAAAGUGUUUUUUGACAAAACACACUACUGGCAUUUUUAUAAGUAAACCACUUUCUAGCGUCCUUAAUUGCUACAAAACGUUCCACACUAAAUAAGAACUCUCACAGUGUUUUAUGCAUUACGGCGUCUGUGCUCAAGAACGCAGAGCGGUAAAUUUAUGAAAUGUGAUUGAAACGUAGAUAGCAUAUUCAAUAGCUAAAUGACAUGUUUUCUUUAAUAUAGCUACAGUAAACAGAUCGGGAAUAAACUACUAUAAACGAAAUAGAAUACAAUACACACAAUGCGUAAUUUAAAAAUACUUAAUAUCAGGCUUCUAAAUCAGUUGGAAUAUGAUGAGAAACUGGUUAUUUUUUGUAAAUAUUUGUGCAAUUAAACUCAAAUUUUGUGGUGAACGGCAAAUAUAUAUGAAUUUAUUUAAACCUUAAUGCUAACCACAUUUAUUUCAUAUUCCAAUUCGACUUUCAAGUUCUGAGACUGGGUAGUGUCGAAUACGAUACUAGUCAUGUUAGUUUUCAAAAUGAACUAGUGUAGAAAUUUAAUCGUGAUCUUGAUCGCGAUGAAUUUGAAAGUACCUGAAGCAGCUUGGCUCAUAACAACGACACUGAAGACAUGCGAUAAUAUAAAAUUAAAUGUUGUAUUUGUACACGAAACAAUUCGGCGGUAAUCCUUUCAAGCAAGCUCAUCAAAAAUAAUAUUUAAAAAAAUUCAUUCAGUACCUCAAGGAAAACAAACAAUUCCCCAUUAUAAAGCUCCAUUAGUAACCACCGUCCUUUAAAAUUCAAAACACAAAAUAUCAAAUACCCAAUGUGUGGUUUCACAAUAAUUUACUUCCAAAGGAAUUCAAUGCUUUACUUCAUAAGAAAGUGAAUGGAACUUUUUAUAUAGAAUUCACUUAAUUUUCAGUCAAAUUAUUGCAGAAUUAAAUGCUUUACGCCCUAAGAAAGUGUAUGGAACUUUUUGUUGGAUUCAGACAGCUGUAAAGAUUGUGGAAUUAUUAAGUAGAAGCUGUAGUGUCAGGUAUAACACAAAAUCAUGUAAAAUCCAGAAUAUUUUUUCCGGAACAAAAUCAUUCUCUCUCUCUCUCUCUUCUAACCUGAGCAAAACAAGCAUUAAUAGUGUCUUGCAUGAGAACUAUUACAACCGUUAUUGUGGUAGCGAGCCAUUAUGACAAAGUAAAAUUUUGCUACUACUGAGUGCAUGGACACGUCAUGAUCAUACCUCCUCGGACUUGAUGAGUUUCAGAGUACUUUAAACAUUUUUGAUUACAAUGGAUAAAUUUUAAAUGAUUAUUAGAGAGUCAAGAAAACAACCAAACUUUCUCCUCACUGAUACUAACAACAUAAUUCUUACGUCGGUGUUCUGAUUCGUAUUACCUUAUGUAUAAGACUGUAACACGUGUCAAAAGUUUCUUUUCUGUGCAAAAGUUUAUAGGUUUCCCCAGUUUUACCUACUUUAGAACAUACAGUACUACUGUACAAUAUAUGAGUUUUAUGUUCAAUUUUUCUUCCUUGUAUUUAGCCUUUCUACGGAACAGACUUAUGCACAACAAAAAUAUUUGUUUUAAUUACAGUUCUUAACUGCAGUGGUUCCACGGAACUGAGAAAAUGUUAUCUCCUGUCUUCAGUCACACUAACUGGUUUACAACAUACAUUAAUCAGCGUAUGUACCGGUACGUGGUAUGGUCUUGUCUUCCCACAGCAUGUGCAUUACACAAACAAGAUUUUUCAAAGUACGAAUACAGCCUGAGUAUAAAUUCUGAAGAUUUCUGUCUUGUUUGUUAACAUCGGCCAGACUACACGGCGCAACAACCCAGAAGACAGAAAUCUUCAUACUCACCGCUGUGAAAACCUUAAACUUUACAAUUGUACUUCUGUUUUAACUGAUAUAGGCACACCGUUCGCAGUGUCAUUAAAUAUGUCACCUGCGAUUUUGAGACACACUGUAAGCCGCUCACUUUCGUUCGUAACUCUGUCAUAUAUAUAAUGGCAUCUGUCAAGUCUGUGUUUAGUUCAUAUACAAAGAUGGAGAAAUAUUAUUAAAACGGUGUGUUAUAUUAUUGAAGAAAUGUUUGAAUUCACUUUGAAAUGAGCCCGGCGUGAAUUCACGGUUCUUGAAAUAAGCUAACUCAUAAGUUGCCAAGGUGCUUAUUGAUAAGAUAAGUCUGUUGGUAAAAAAUUGAAGUAGUUUUCAAAAUAUGUAUGUAAUAAUAUUGUACAUUAACAGAGUAUUAAAAUAUGUAAAAAUA
Molecule: messenger RNA, 9159 nt
Organism: Zootermopsis nevadensis
Lineage: Eukaryota; Metazoa; Arthropoda; Insecta; Blattodea; Termopsidae
Product: G protein-coupled receptor dmsr-1
Biological process (GO): G protein-coupled receptor signaling pathway
Cellular component (GO): plasma membrane
Molecular function (GO): G protein-coupled peptide receptor activity
Source: RefSeq, a predicted model, not a curated record